Molecule: messenger RNA, 519 nt
Organism: Sparassis crispa
Lineage: Eukaryota; Fungi; Basidiomycota; Agaricomycetes; Polyporales; Sparassidaceae
Exons: 2
Coding region: 1-519 (172 amino acids)
Source: RefSeq, a predicted model, not a curated record
AUGGUUCCAGUAAACAGGCUUAAUAUCACACAGUACCCUAUGCCGGGCCCCACAGUUCCCCCCGGAGGUAUAUAUGCUGGUCUCUUCAGGAGAGGAGAUGGCACCUUCCAUUGGACGAUUAUUAUUUCCCAAGACGCAGGUCAUGUUGUCAACAAGUUCCAUGCCACGGAAGACAGCCGAGGAUGGCGCUUUGAGUACUCCCUUCACACCAUAGUGAGGUCCGUCUCGGCUUGCGCUGUUGUCAAGAUUGGAACACUCUCAUCAAACCGUCUUGUCGGAGAUAUCCAUACCCUCCUGAAGGAUAUUCCUAUGCAGACACCAGUUGCUGACCUUCCUCAGUCUUUCAGCUGCCGCAUCUGGUUCAAAGAAGCGGUCCGUGUGUUAAGCAACAACGGCAUUAUCAGGUGCCCUGCUGUGAGCCGGUUGGAGGCUGAGCUCAAAGGAAUUGCGCGCGAGCAGGAAGUUUUGAUCGGUCUAGGAUAUGAUUACAAGAUCUUCGUUUCCGACUACUCACAGUAG